Molecule: messenger RNA, 4185 nt
Organism: Striga hermonthica
Lineage: Eukaryota; Viridiplantae; Streptophyta; Magnoliopsida; Lamiales; Orobanchaceae
Source: the annotation of a GenBank genome assembly
AUGAGUAAGUACAGAGAGCGAGCCCUCGAAGACCUCUGCGAUGAUGCUACUUUCUCGCUCUCACAGCCCCAGGUCAGUGCAGUAUUGAGAGGAAACUUCCAAAUUCAAGGGCCAGUUGAUGAGUCAAAUCAUGACUUGCCGACCCAUAUGGCAACAGCUAAUAUUUUCAAGGGAUUGAGUAUUUGUUCUGUGAGCGAAGCAGUUAGUUAUAGAGGGAAGACGGGGACGUGUAAUGUAUGCUCUGCUCCUUGCUCAUCUUGCUUUCAUGUUAAAAAGGAUCUAAUGAAACCAAAUGAUGAGUCUGCUGGAGAAACCGUUGCGGAGAAUAUCGAGAUUGAGCAGCCAAGUGUGCUGAGCACUGUGGCAGGCAUGAAUUCAAUUUCUGAUUCUUUCUGCAAAAAUGCAGUUGGUAAGACAUCCUUGAGAACAUCAAAUGGAUCUGCAUCAGAUGAUGUUGUGGUGCAUUCGAUAUCUGAUGGCCAGAGAGUUCCAGAAGGCCAUGAUGAUUGUUUGUCAGGCAUUAGCGGAACCAAUGGACAUCCAACUAAUAAAGUUACUUCAGAGGAAAGUAUGAUGAAGUAUAACAAGACAGGCAAAGUUAGUGGAGCGAGCUCUGCUCAGGUUCGGAGUAAUUUUUCUCCAGCUUCCGACGAAAUAUGCAUAUCACCCAGCCAACACCCAAGAGAUCUGAAAGAUGGCAAGAUUUCUUCUACAAAGAGUGAACUGUUGGAUGGCUCAACUGAAUCCAGAGAUUUGAUAUCGCCCAGAGGUGUAGCAUUUGAUGUUAGUGGAGAUCCUCUCGCUGCAGCUGCCAGUCCCAGUCGAAAGAAUGACCAUAUGGAGGUUGAAACUCAACCUGUUGAUGAAAUGGAUGAGUCGGACAUGAUGGAGCAAGAUGUGAAAGUUUGUGAUAUCUGUGGAGAUGCAGGGCGAGAGGAUUUGCUUGCAAUCUGUUCUCGCUGCACUGAUGGGGCAGAACACACCUAUUGUAUGCGAGAAAUGCGGACUGAAGUCCCUGAAGGUGAAUGGCUGUGUGAAGAGUGCCAGGCUUUAGAGCGCGCCGUCAAGAGAAGGGAAAUAAAGAUUGAAAGAAUGAAUGAAAUUGAGAAAAAUAACUCUGGUCACACUACCAGUGAACACUUAAAUAAUUCUGAUGUUGAUGGACAGAAAACAAAAGGUUUGACGAGAAUUUCUAGUAAAAGGCAUAGAGAUGAUGAUGAUGCCGAAGUUUCUUCUUUAGUAAAGAAGCCUGCUCUUGAGUCAAAACUUGGAUCACCUAGGCCCUUAAAUUCUGGCAAAGUAGCUGUGCUUACUCGUGAAAAUUCUGUAAAGAUCUUAGAUAAAGGUAGGGUGCAGCCUCAAGACAUAGCCCCAGUUAAUGAUACCACAGAAUCAGGAAGCUCUGCUUCAGACCUGAGGGUGCGGGGUUUUCGAGGUACUUUCGCAAAAUCUAAUUCAUUCAGUUCCCUGAAUUCAAAACCAAAGGUCAAGCUUGUAGAUCAAGCUGUUAUUCAAGGACAGAAAUCAGCUAAGGAAGCCAGCUCUUUUCGUCACAAGGAAGGUGUUGUCAGAUCGAUUGGAAAAUCUAUGUCAUUUAAAUCUACAAACUCUGGCCGUCCUGAAUCAAAAGUAAAGAUGUUAUCUCCGAGACUUUCGCACAUCCAGGACAUUAAAAAUACGAAACUGAGGAAUUCAUUUGAACAUCAGCGUGCCCUCAGAACAGAACGUUCAUCAGUCAGUUCAAUGAUGAGUACUUCUGUGAGUUCUACACCAAAAAUUGAUAAAAGAACGCCUUCACUUGCUACCAUGGCUAAUAACCAUGAAACGAAGCCUGUACAGGCUGAUAGCAAACCAUCAACACUAUCAAGAUCAUCCAGUCUUUCUGCUCGAAGGACUGCAGAUCUAACCAGUUCUUCAGGUGAAUUCAAGAGGCCAUUGGUACACGGGCAUUGUACUGUUGGGGGUUCGUCUGCUAAUGGGGUCAGCAGUAAUGAAAACAAAGUAAAUCAGACGAACUUGAAGUCGGAUUCAAUUUCUGCUGAAAGGUCUGCACUGAAUAUGGAUGUAGGUAUAUCUGUUGGAUUGCCUCGGCUUAGGGAUUUAACAAAUUCAUGUGAGAGAAUGAAGGAUUGUUCUGGAAGCCGCUCUGGCCCACCAUCUGCAAUGCCCGCAAGAGAUGAAGGUGAUAAUCUUAAAGCUGCCAUUGAGGCUGCUGUGCUGAGGAAACCAGGUGUCUACCGGAAAAAUAGAGCUGUCGGUCAAUCUGAUGACUCAUCCAUGCCAAGUUUGGGUGUUGAAGUGACCUGUCAUCAAGAUCCUAUAUCAAGUUCUGCUGCAAAUAGAAAAUUGUCUUCUGUUGCGGAGCUGCCUGAGGGACCUACGAUUGCAAGGAAUUUAAUUGCCGACUCUCAUAAACAGGAAAAUUCCGAUUGUGUGAAACAGUCUUCACUGGUUCUUGUAGAGGGCCUUCCCACUGCAGGACAAGAUGGUGUCCCUAGUAGCUCUUCCAGAAGGGAUGUGCUCAGUAGUAUUCCACCAGGAAUGCCUCUCUCUUUGAACUCCUUAGCAGUUCCCGAACAUGAAUAUAUAUGGCAAGGAAGUUUUUUGAUUUCUCGAAGUGGUAAAAAUAUUAACUCAUGGGAUGGAAUCCAAGCCCAUCUAUCAACAUGUGCAUCCCCCAAAGUUACUGAGGCUGCAAACAAGUUUAAUAGCAGAAUUUCACUCAAUGAAGUGCCUCGCUCAAGCACCUGGCCAAUACAUUUUCAGGAACAUGGUGUUAGAGAAGAUAAUAUAGCUCUAUUCUUUUUCGCUAAAGAUCUUGACAGCUACGACAAGAUUUACAAGGUUUUACUAGAUAAUAUGAUGAAGAAUGAUCUUGCUCUGAAAGGAAAUGUUGAUGGCGUUGAACUGCUGAUAUUUCCUUCCAGCCAGCUCCCUGAUAAUUCUCAGCGGUGGAAUAUGUUAUACUUCCUGUGGGGUGUAUUCAGAGGAACGAAAGAAAGUUGCCUGCGACAGAUGCCUGAAUCACUGAACCAAUUUUCUGCCCCUCGAAAUAUUCCCCCGUUCAUCAUGUCCUUGCCUGAGAAUAGAUGCUCACUCAGACCUAUUCCGGAGAAUCUGAAUGGGAGUAAAGAGGCAGUGACUCAAGUACUUGAAAUGCCUGCUUCAGAAGAAUCGCAGAGAUUACUGUCGUUUAGUAAUAGAGACUCUGAUGCCAAUUUUCUUGAUCGGUUGGAUCACCAACUUAAUUCCAGUUUGCCACCUGCGAUACAAAAUGAUAAUGCAAACCGAUGCCAAGAUAUGACGAGAACUUCCCAGGAAAGAGACGAAAGUUCCAGCUGUAGUCCUCACCACCAUGGUACGGAAAAUGUUUGUUCUCCUCAAAAGCAGCUAGAGCAAUUGGACACUCCAGUUGAUAGACAUGAGCUCCCUAAAUCUGUGGAUGGUCCACCAGAGGAAUUCAUAAGUGAAGCUUGUAUGCCGGAUAAGGUGGAUGAAGUGAGAUCACCGGCUAGACUGGCCGAAUCGGAAUCUGUUUUGAAGGAUCACCAUCGGGACACGAGAGAUAUGAACAUGGAGAAGCAGCACGAGAGAUGGAUGUUUAACCACAACGAAUAUAUGCUACCAGGGCCAUCGUCAGCACCCGUGGUGCCUCCAACCCUUUUUGGCGGGGCAACUCGGGUGCUGCCAGGCAGCGAUGCUGGUAAUGAUAUACAUCAAAAAACGAAUAAUCACCACAAUUUCAUUCUCGACCAAACUGCUGCUGCUGCUGCUGCUGAGAGACGCUUCUUUCCGACUGCCGAAUCACAAUUGCCGUGGAAACUGCAUAAUCACCAUCAUCAUCUGGUGGAACAAGAAGAUAGGCUUAGUGAUAGAUUAGCACCACCUGAUCUCGAGCUUGCUUUAGGGGCUUCUGAUAGAAAGUCACCACCACCUGCCGCCAUUAUUCAGUCAUAUGAUUUAGUGAGAAUGGGAAGCAAAGCAGUAGUAAACGAUAUCAAAGUAAAUGAGGAUGAAGGUGAUGGGGCAGGUGGGGCAGAGGUAGAGGUAGAGGAUGAUGUGGCGGCAGCACUUUCCCUAUCACUCUCUUUCCCGUUCCCCGACAAGGAAAUGACCUCAAAAUCAAAGACAGAGAGAACGUGUCAACAAGACUUGAAUGCUUCUCUUUGGAAAUUUGGGAGAUGA